AUGUCCUCCCUCCACCCCACAUGUCCUCCUAUCCCUCCACCCCAGAGAGCAUGUCCUCCCUCCCAUGCCCCUCCACCCCAGAGAGAGCAUGUCCUCCUAUCCACGCCCCUCCACCCCAGAGAGAGCAUGUCCUCCCUAUCCACGCCCCUCCAGGCCAGAGAGAGCAUGUCCUCCCUCCACGCCCCUCCACCCCAGAGAGAGCAUGUCCUCCCACCCCAGAGAGAGCAUGUCCUCCUCCCUCCACCCCAGAGAGAGCCCUCCACCCCAGAGAGAGCAUGUCCUCCCUCCACGCCCCUCCACCCCAGAGAGAGCCCCUCCACGCCCCUCCACCCCAGAGAGAGCAUGAGCCCCUCCACCCCAGAGAGAGCAUGUCCUCCCUCCACGCCCUCCACCCCCCAUGUCCUCCCCACGCCCCCCACCCCAGAGAGCAUGUCCUCCCUAUCCACGCCCCUCCACCCCAGAGAGCAUGUCCUCCCUCCACCCCACCUCCAGGCCAGAGAGAGCAUGUCCUCCCUGCCCCUCCACCCCAGGCCCCUCCACCCCCAGAGAGCAUGUCCUCCCUCCCCACACCCUCCAGGCCCCCCAGAGAGAGCAUGUCCUCCCUCCACACCCUCCACCCCAGAGAGCAUGUCCUCCCUCCACCCCAGAGAGCAUGUCCUCCCGUCCACGCCCCUCCACCCCAGAGAGCAUGUCCUCCUAUCCACGCCCCUCCAGGCCAGAGAGGGCAUGUCCUCCUAUCCACGCCCCUCCACCCCAGAGAGAGCAUGUCCUCCUAUCCACGCCCCUCCACCCCAGAGAGAGCAUGCCCUCCCUCCCACGCCCCUCCACCUAAGAGAGAGCAUGUCCUCCCGUCCACGCCCCUCCACCCCAGAGAGAGCAUGUCCUCCCUCCCACGCCCCUCCACCCCAGAGAGAGCAUGUCCUCCCUGCCAGGCCCCUCCACCCCAGAGAGAGCAUGUCCUCCCACUCACGCCCCUCCACCCCAGAGAGAGCAUGUCCUCCCUGCCAGGCCCCUCCACCCCAGAGAGAGCAUGUCCUCCCUCCCACGCCCCUCCACCCCAGAGAGAGCAUGUCCUCCCUCUCACUCCCCUCCACCCCAGAGAGAGCAUGUCCUCCCUCCCAUGCCCCUCCACCCCAGAGAGAGCAUGUCCUCCCUCCCACGCCCCUCCUGGCCAGAGAGAGCAUGUCCUCCCAUCCACGCCCCUCCACCCCAGAGAGAGCAUGUCCUCCCUCCCACGCCCCUCCAGGCCAGAGAGAGCAUGUCCUCCCAUCCACGCCCCUCCAGGCCACCAGGUCAGUACCCUAG
Oncorhynchus tshawytscha (Chinook salmon) is the source of this 1305-nucleotide messenger RNA. Its product is annotated as extensin-like. The record is from RefSeq and is a predicted model, not a curated record. NCBI's taxonomy places the organism in Eukaryota, Metazoa, Chordata, Actinopteri, Salmoniformes, Salmonidae. Bases 1 to 1305 code for a protein of 434 amino acids. The transcript has a single exon.